Messenger RNA from Antechinus flavipes (yellow-footed antechinus), 2541 nucleotides. It is a transcript of the gene KIF12, whose product is annotated as kinesin family member 12. Gene Ontology annotation, biological process: microtubule-based movement. Gene Ontology annotation, molecular function: microtubule binding; ATP binding; microtubule motor activity. NCBI's taxonomy places the organism in Eukaryota, Metazoa, Chordata, Mammalia, Dasyuromorphia, Dasyuridae. The record is from RefSeq and is a predicted model, not a curated record.
UGGCAGCAGGGAAGAGGGAUUGUUGUAGAAGUUGAUGAAAGUCCCCUGUCCUCCAUGUGUGAGUGUUUAUACUGCUUCAUCUCUUCUUUAUGUGACCUUCCCCAGAGAAGGACCAGCUACAGUCAUAGAAGGUAUAUGAACCAGCAUGGAAGUCAGAAAUGGAGACUUCCAAUGUUCCAUUGGGAACUUGCCCCAAAUCUUGGGAGAAAGGACAAAAGGAAUGGAAACACCUAUCCAGGUGGUGCUUAGAGUUCGUCCCAUGAACCAGGCUGAGCUGCGCAGGGGGGAGCAAAGUGUUCUUCACUGUUCUGGCCCCAGGACUCUGAGGGUGAGUCCUCUAGGUGGAGGCCGGGAAGUUGCCUUUCACUUCAGCAUGGUGUUGGAUGGAGCCCGCACUCAGGAUGAGGUGUUCCAGGGCAGUGGAGUCCAGCGUCUAGUGGAACUUGCUCUCCAAGGUUUCUCCUGCACAGCCUUCACCUUUGGCCAGACAGGCUCCGGGAAGACUUAUACACUGACAGGGCCUCCUCCCCAGGGAGAAGGGGAAACUGUGCCCUCCAGCCUAACUGGGCUCAUGCAGCGGUCCUUUGCCUGUCUUUUGGAUAAAAUCCAGCAUGUUGGGACCCCCAUCACUCUUAGUGCUUCUUAUUUAGAAAUUUACAAUGAACAGGUUAGAGAUCUAUUGAGUCAAGGGCCCCACCAUUACCUUCCUGUUCGCUGGAACAAGACUCGGGGUUUCUAUGUGGAAAAGCUGAAAGCAGUCAAAUUUGGCACAUUUGAGGAAGUGAUGAAGCUCCUGCUGGAAGGUCUGAGGAGACGAAGAAGUUCAGCUCACAAUCUGAAUGAGGUCUCCAGCCGUAGCCACGCCUUAUUCACCAUCCAUAUUCACUGUCCUGCUGUGUCCCCAAGCAGGCCAAAAGAACAGACAUUUGGAAAGCUGUGCUUUGUAGAUCUGGCAGGCAGCGAGAAGGUAGCAGCCACAUGUUCUCGAGGAGAACUGAUGCUGGAGGCCAGCAACAUCAACCGUAGCUUGCUAGCCCUGGGCCACUGCAUCUCUCUUCUGCUGGACCCCCGACAGAAAAAGAACCACAUCCCCUAUAGAGACAGCAAGCUCACCCGCCUGCUGGCAGAUUCCCUGGGUGGCAGUGGAAUCACCCUCAUGGUGGCCUGCGUGUCCCCUUCAGCCCAGUCCCUCCCAGAAACACUCAAUACACUCCGCUAUGCCAGCCGAGCUCAGAGGGUCACUACCCGGCCCAUGCCUAAGGGUCCCCCGGUUCCACAGCCUCUUGGACUUGAAGAGGAGAUCCAGCAGCUGCGUCAGGAGAAUAUGAUGCUGAAACAGAGGCUGGAGCAGCCUCUGGGUCACUGGGCCUCCAGGAAGAAGGGAUCCCAAUCUGACUGGGCUGAAAGAAGCCUCUAUGGGAUGCUACAGGAGUUCAUGCUGGAGAACCAACAGCUUAGAGAGGAAAAAAAUCAGCUUCAGAGCAGCAGGGACUGUGCCUGGAAUGAGCAGCAAGUUUUAGUUCAACAGCUUAAAGAACUCAACAGGCAUCUCCUCUGCUCUGCCGGCCAUAGCAUUCGAUGCCCUCCUCAACAUUUCUCGCGUCCCACCCUGCUCUGCCCCUGCUCAGCAUCUCGAGGACGUUACCAAGCUCUGGGCUGCCAUGUGCUGCCCCGCCUCUGUUCUUGUCACUGCAACCAGCUCUGUUUCCUGUGCUAUGCUCCUCUGCCUCCAUGUGCUGGUUCUCAGCUCCAUCAGGCCCAGAUGGGAGAACCCUCACUUCUUCCAGGCUAUCUGCCCUCCCAGAUUUUGUCAGAGCUGCCUCCAUUACCUGUAUUUGGUGCUCGAGCCAAAGCCCCAUGGAAGAUGGAGGUUUUUAGUCCUCAGGUCCAGACUCAACCUUUUGCCCAACCACUAGUCCCUAACCUUAGGGAGCACCCUGUGAAGAGGAAAAGCAGUGAGUGGACCUGGGCUCACUUCUUGGAAGAAACCCUGGCAAAGGAGGAAGCUUCUGGAAGAGCAAGCCAAGUAAUACCCUCAGCACCACCUCUGCCUCAGAGUGCCUGUGGCGUACCUUGGAGGACAGUAGGGGUCCCAAGAGCAUCCAGGAUGUUGGAGGAAGAACUGGAGAUGCUGAGGGACCAAAUUGAUUGUACCUUGUAUUUGAGCCAAGAAAAGCCCCCUACAUCCCAGGAGAAACACUUUAACUCCGGACAACACCUUCCACCUUGCUGAGUUGUGCCUGUCCUGUUUGCUCUAGCUGGGAGCCAUGUUCCAAGUCAUGUAUGACUGAGUGUUUGGGUUAGAGUGGAGGUCUGGGGGUGGGGGUUGGAGGUGGGGGGGAGAUGCCAGUCCAAGGCCAGAGAAGUACAUCUGAUACUUGGUACUGCAUCCCUGGCCUUGAAGAGGGUUCCCCUCAAAUAUUUUCCCCAGGACUCUCAUUGGAGGAAGAGUCCAGUUUAUCUUUUUUUGUCCUGAGUCUGAAAUAUUCUGGCUAUAAGAAAACAAAAAUGCUAAUAAAGAGAAAAGGUGAGCCACUUGUU